UUCCGAUUCGAUCCGAAAAAAACUGUACAUAAAUGUGAAAUUUUUAAUUUGUAGAUUCUAUAGACUGUAGUCUUUGCAGAAGCCAAUUCGCAAUCGGAAACAAGGUAACGUGCUCUUAAUCCUGGUUUGGCCAUCUUUCUCAACAGCCAAUUUAUAAUAGUUUAUACCUGUAAACCACAUAUAAUCUCUAAUCACUCCGCGUAUUUUCAGUUCUAAAAUGUUGUAUUUCGGGUGAUGAGAAAGAUCGUGACUCAGUUUUAUGAUCGUUACGACCAUAUGGAAAACCAAGCCGAAUGUACCAUCACGGAAACGAGGCUGUAUAGCGGGGGUGGUUGGCACUCUUCGUUUGGGCUCAGUCAUCCAGUUAAUAUUGAGGUCAGGUAACUUUGACACGCCGGAAGUAAUUAGCAUUCGAAGGAGUUGGAAGGACUCAGUGCUUCCAUUUUCAAGGAAAUUUCCUUUUCUAAGGAAAUUCUACUGUCGAAAAGGAAAAUCUAAGGAAGAGAAAAAAUCUAAGGAAAUCUAAGGAUUUUUUCCGAAAAACUUAAAUAUUCACCCAAGCGCAUUAGUGCAGAAGAAGGUUUCCAUUUUUUUUAAAAUUUUUGAGUGAAUUAUCAAUUAUCUUUAAUUAAAAAUCUGUUUUUAACUUUUUCCUCGUGUUUCCGGUCGGAAAUUCCGAAAAUUUCCAAAAGUUUUUAAGCGAUAGGAUUUAGUAACUUUUGGCGGCAAACGUUGUGAAUAGUUAAUUAAUCAUAUCAAUGUAAAGGUAUCUCUUGUAAAUUCAUAACAAAUAUUUAAUUUUAAACAGUAUAAUAGCCUGUGGUUCUUAGCUAGCCCAUAUCUUUGUUAAUUGUGUUAUUUUAUGCCUUGAAAAUUAAUUAAAUCCUUUGUAUUGCUGCAAAAUCACUGCAAAAUCACUGCAAACUGCUUCAUGAAAUUUCAAGGAAUUUUCAAGGAAAUAACAUAUACAAUCUAAGGAAUUUAGAGAAAUUUUGAUGACAAAAAUGAGAAGUUUUGAUUUUAAAAAUGGAAGCACUGGAAGGACUCGACUAUAAAAUUUUAAAAUGUUUCCAGGUUGAUUUUUUGUAUGGCAAGAAACGAUCAUUCAGGCUAUCCAUUGAAGUGGUUUAAGGAUCAAAAUGCAACAAGAAAUGCUUAUGAAUGUGCCAUAUGUUUGGAAGUUUUGAAAGAUCCCGUCCAAGUCCGUGAUUGUGGACAUCAAUUUUGUGCUCUCUGUAUUGAUGAUAUUCUCAAGUUAGUUUCACUUUCAAUAUUUUUCUUUGACAUUUACACAGCAUGACUGCAUAAGCAAAGUACAUUUAAAACUUCAAGAAAUAUAUAAACAUAAACUGCUGUUCAUAUUUUACCGUAUAACAAAAUAUAUAACUUGUUUUAUAAUUAAUAAUUAAUAACUUCAGAAGUGCAACAACUAUAAUAGUUAGCAAUUUCAAAUUCAGCAGCAUAUAUUUCUUUUUCAGGACAGAUCCUCGUUGUCCAACAUGUAGAAUUGAAAUAUCAGAUGUGAUGGUAUGCUACCUGGAAAGUUAAUAAUACCUAUAUAUAAUUUAUUCCUGUGGAUAUUCAUUAGGCAGUGCCAGCUAAUGGACAACUCGAAAGCAUUCUGUAAUACAUUGGGAUUCUGUGUUGUAUCACACCAACAACAAUUUAUUGAAGUUGCACAUGUCAUAUAGGUUAUUUACAAAAGUGAAGAGUAUAAUAAGGUUAUAGUGAGUAGUAUAUAGAUAUAAAUUAGAUGCCCAAGUCGCUUGCUAGGGACCGCGCGUAGCAAGAAGGGAGCGCGCGUAGCAAGAAGGGAGCGCUUGAGAAAGAUGGAAGCGAGCGACUUGUGUCACUUGCCUGAUUUUGAAUCUUACUGAACAAUUUUGCGCGAAAAUCAAUUAUGACAUAGUGGGCGUUCACUAUGUCGAUUUCACUAGUUCAUUAUUGUUUUGGCGUCGUUAGUACAGAAUAAUAAUGAGCAUUCACUGACGUCACCGGAGCAAAAAUGCACUGGUGACAAAAGUCCGUCGCUUCCAGGAACCACGAACCAUGGACUUUGGAAAGUCUAGAUAUAAAUUGGAGUUAAAAAUUCAUUAUGUUGUGCGCAGUGGACAAAGUAACUUAAUGGCUUAAUAACCAACUGGAGUUCUGCACCGGUCAACUGGGGUUCACAGUUCAAAUCAUGGGAAAGGUCUAUUUCAAGCCAUGAGUUUUUAACCCAAUUUGAGCACCUGAGCACUAGCUCCCCCAGCUUGAUGAUAAAAUUGUCUGGCCAGCAUUAGACAGAGUAAACUAAUAAUAAAAGUAGGGUGCAUAAAUUUGGGGCACAAAUUAGUGGCUUUAAACUAAGACACAUAUGGGCAAUCAUAGUCUGAUUAACCCAUUGAGUGCCUCAGCACUCUCAGUCUAGUAGAAUUAAUUGUCUGGUGUUAGACAGAGUAUAAAAUUAUGCCUAGCUUGCAUUGUACCGUAAUUUAUUCAGUAUAUAAGGCAAUUUUUAAACCAAAAUUAUAUCUGUUUAUUAAUAAAAGUAACACCUACCCAACAGUUUCUCUAUGAUGUGUGUUAUAAUUUAUAUUAUAAUAUAUAGCAUUUGUAAAUUCUGAACACUGAUUGGCUAAGAGCCGUGUUGAUAUAACUCAAUGUCAACACGGAAAUUUCUUUCUUUAUAUUAAACUUUGUGCUAUAUUAUAAAACAAAUAUAAAACAUUUUUUCCGUAUUGAUAUAUAGUUAUAUUAACACUCAUGGAAAUUAGGAAAACUCGAAAUUGUGCGAAAACACUCCGCCCUUCGGGCGUUGUGUUUCCACACAAUUUCUUGUUUUCCCAAUUUCCAUGCACUUGUGUUGAUAUAACUAUAUAAUUUAUCAACACGGAAAAUGUUUUAUAUUUGUUAAAUGUCACCCUUAAAUUCUGUUUCCCUGGCCCAGGCAUGCUGCUAAAUGCAACCAUGGUAAUUAUUUCUUCUAAUUAUUAGAUUUUUGAGGACCAUGCUGCAAGGAGAUUGAUUAAACAACUUGUUGUCAAUUGCUGUAAUGCAGGAUGUAGCUGGCAGGGAUGUCUCGGUUCUCUACUGCAGGUACGGCGUUUGUUGUUAAAUUGCCUUUUAAUUAAUCAUUAGUCAAAACCAUAUAUGCAGGCUUUUAUAUCAGGUAGGGGUGCACCGGAACUCAAACUCGGUUCCGGCCGGAACCCCGAUUUUUCAGAGUUCCGGUUCUGGCCGGAACUAAUAAAAAAAGCAUGACCGGAACAACCGGAACUCUGUCGUUUUUGGGGAGAUAGAAUAUCAAACGUUUUUGUGUCUAACAAAAGUUCAGAGUAGGAAGAAAUUUUGCAGGAACUUUUUUCCAGUUUCGGUCGGAUCCGGUUCCGGCUGGAACUUAAAAGAAUUGGUUCUAGUGCACCCCUAAUAUCAGGCAUUAUAUAUACUUCAAAUGUAGAGUCAUCAGAAUAAUUGCAACUUUUCAAUCCACCGUGGCAAUAAUGUUGAUGAAAAAGUGGAAAAAUUGGAACAAACACUUGAAACCCUCAUGAUGAAAAUUUCAACUUUGGAAAAGAAGGUGAUCAUUUAUUAUUAAUUUAUAUUUUUUAGUCACAUGAGUCGAUAGUGACUUUAUAUUUUACAUUUGUUUCAUUUCUAUAGUAAUUUAAAUAUGUUGUAUGAUUGUUUAAUUAUUUUAUAUAUAGUAUGAAGAAGAUAGUAAAGAACUUAAAUUGAAGGUAAUUAUUUAUAAUUGCCAAAAUAUGGCACAAUAUGGUGCAUAAAGAAUUAGCAUGGGGGCAAUUUACUCCCCAGAAAAAUAAGAAAAUUUUGGUCUCUGAGUCACUCCUCCCCCUGCCUGCCAGUAGCUGAAACAGCAUUUCCAGGAUUGUGGGACUCAACUUAAUUGGAGAAAACAUAUUAUUUCUUAACUUAAAUAUACAUUAUACUACUGUAUAUUUAAAAAUAGAAAAUUUUGUAUGCACUACAUAAGUUCUAAUUCUGUCAUUCUUACAUGACUAUAUGUUUAGUUCUGAUUGCACAGUAAUGUGAAUGUGUUUAGCGAACCGAGUUUCUCGCAAAGCCGUCUUACAACACUUUUUACUUGACAAUCAAUAUUAUAUCUAUAACAAUUAAACCAUUUGUUCAUUGAGUGAAAAUUUCAACUUUGGAAAAGAUCAAGGUGCAUGCAGAUCAUUUAUGAUUUGUAUUUUUAGUGACUUUAUAAUUUACAUUUGUUUCAUUUCUAGUAAUUUUUAUGAUUGUUUAAUUAAUUAAUUCAUUUAUAUAGUACGAACAAGAUAGUAAAGAACUUAAAUUGAAGGUAUUACUUAUAAUUGCCAGUGAAAAUAUAUGGCACAAUAUGAUGAAUAAAGAUUAGCAUGCAUGGGAGCAAUUAGUAUACUCCACAGAAAAAAUUGAAAUUUUGGUCUCAGUAGCUGAAACAGCAUAAUCCAGGAUUGUGGGAAUCAACUUGGAGAAAACUUAAGUGUAAAGGUCUGUAAAUAAAUCACCUUUGAACAGUGUAUAUUGAUUUCAGAAUGCUUGACAAUUUUUCAGUGGGAGACAAUUUACUGUAUAAUUGUCUCAUGCAGUUAGAGCAUAUGUUGUAUUAAUUAGAACAAAGUUCAGUAGGUUAGUAAGAUUCUGUCAGUUAAAGAUUCUUUGUGUGUAAGAUAUGCAACACUGUCUGCUGACCUGACGUGAAGUGUGGAAAAAGUAGGAGAGCAUGCGAGUACUGCUCGCAGGAAAUGUUAAACAGCUGCAGGAAAUUCAUUUGAAUGAAGAUUUGCUUUUGAAAAUUUGAAGGAAACCUUAACACCCAAUUGUCCCACUAUUAGGAGCAACAACAUAUGGUUGACAGACAAUUUAUUUCUUGAAUUUAAAACCACGGUCAGCUAGAACACUAUAUAUUUAUGCACAUGCAGAUUUAGCACCAAAAUACUCCAGGUUGUGCUCCCUAGGAAGAAAAUAUUUCUUUUUUCCUGCUCUGCUAAUCUAACAAUUUUCCACUCAGGGCCCCAAUUGUUUAUCUGCAGAUUUGAACAAAUUUUAAACCACAUACACUCUGAAAAGCAUUAGAGGUGGCAACUACCCCCCUGCCCCCCCCAUUUUACCAUUGCUCCUGUCUUUUAUUGAAGACAUAUAAAUACUACUUAGAUACAUGCAAAUGGUGUAAUUUAAAAUUUGUAAGUUUUGCAUUAUUAGAGUUGCAUUCCUUCAUAUAGUAUGUAAUGCUGUGCUGUACAUACACUGUACACGCGUAAAAACGCUGAGCCUGUUGUUUGACAGGAUUGAACAAUUAUUGUUUUGCUGCCCACAUUGUUUACACUUAUCAACGCGAUAUUAAACAAUAUUGCUGAGCCUGAAUAGGGUGUGACAAUAUUGUUCAAUGUUGUUGAUAUAACUGUGAACAAUGUGGGCAGCAAAACAUUGUUCAAUCCUGUUUUCAUCAACUAUUGCAACAACCUGAUCAUUUUUAGCCAUGUAAAUGACAAUUUGUCAUAUUACGUACUUUAUAUAAUUUUACAUUGAUUUUAUUUCUAGUAAUUUAUAUAUUUAUUAAUUACUAGCAUGAACAAGAUAUCAAAGAAGUUAAAUUGAAGGUAAUUGCCAUGCAGAUGAUACAACAUGCGCAUGAUAUACUCCCUGUGAGUUAGUCAAUCUGAUCAUGUUUAAUUUGUUAAAGACAUAUAUAGACAAAGUACAUGCAAUGGGUUGAUAUAUUUGUUUAAGUGUUGCACCAGUGCAUUGGAGUGCAAUUAUGCAUAAAAAUAAUGUGUUUUUUGUAGGGUGACAAUUUGUCACCAUAAAAGAAUUUUCUUCUCCAUAAUUUAACAUAUUACUCAUUAGUCACAAACUGGUAUGCAUAUAUAUAUAUACCCAGGUGUCCCCCAAAAAACUAUACACUGGUUGAUUUCCUCUAACGUAAAAACUAUAAACGAUAUAUUGCACUGAAAUAACUUUCAUUGUAUUCAGAAGGGCCAUGCAACUUUACUUUUGAAGAAAAAACCCCAUUUAAUUGUCUGUGCAAUAUUGACGAUUAAGAUACAGGCAGGGUCUUAGCUAGGAUUUUAGAUCUUGGGCGUGUUUCUGAUGACCAGGGUCUGCACAUGUCAAUUACCUUGAAUAGCCAAAUCACGGUUCUAGUUAUGCUCGCCAACAACAAUGUAUGUGGUUGUUCUGUGCUUUGCAACCAAAUACAAGGCGAGCAUAUACUCAUAUUGCGCACUGACAUUAGAAUAUUAAGUUAUUUCAGCAACUCUUGGGGGUAUUUAAAACCAUUUUAACACCAUACAGUUCCCAUUAUCCAUCAAAACAGUAAAACAUCACGGAUCACUUCUGCCAAUUUCAACAACAAUUAACAGUAGAUUUUACAAACUUUCUUACGACGUAAAUAUAAAGAAAUGCUGUCUGUUGUAAGUAGCACCACCUUAUUUUAGAACCUACACGGCCUUAUAUAAAUAAUGAAGCCGUGUUCAUUUUAUCUAGCCGUGUUCUUCCACUUUUGGCCGCGAUAACACGGCCAACACGGCCCUCUAGCUAAGACCGUGGAUACAGGUGUUGGACGUUGCAUGGCGUUUUAGAAAUUAUAUAGCGAAAAAACGUCAAAAUUCAGCUUAUCAAAUUAACUAAUUGUCACUUUACAUCAAAGCUUUUUAACCUCAGUGAUUUUAACUUUAAGUUCAGAUUAUUCCCUAGCAUAUUUACUCGUUCGGUUAAAUAAAGUAAUAAUUUACGUUAAAACAAACUUUAAUUGAAAACGUGUAUUUGAUGUCCCUUGGGGUGCGUGUAAUAUACCUUUUAUAGUUUUUACGUUACAGCUAGGUAUUUUUUAAUUGAUACUGGAGAUUUCUCGUAUCAGGCAUUCCUAUUUUUUCUCACUGAUAAUUGAAGGCUAUAUGUUUUAUGACCACAUUUGGUGCACGCGAUAAUGUUUAGUGAAACCACUUUAUAAUGUGCGCGUUUUCUUGUCUAUUUCUACAGCUUGAGCAAAGUGAAAAUCGUUGGCAGCUACUAGAGGAGAAACAAAGAGAAUUGUGUGAGAAAGAAAAAAAGACUGCUGUAUGUUAUUUCAAUUUUUUAAUAUUAUUUUCUGUUUAUGAACAGGACUUGCGAAAAGAAAGAUUUUUCUGA
Molecule: messenger RNA, 7116 nt
Organism: Paramuricea clavata
Lineage: Eukaryota; Metazoa; Cnidaria; Anthozoa; Malacalcyonacea; Plexauridae
Source: the annotation of a GenBank genome assembly